Messenger RNA from Chenopodium quinoa (quinoa), 1102 nucleotides. RefSeq names its product amino acid permease 2-like. The transcript has 4 exons. Gene Ontology annotation, cellular component: plasma membrane. The record is from RefSeq and is a predicted model, not a curated record. The coding region runs from base 387 to 1028 and encodes 213 amino acids. Lineage: Eukaryota; Viridiplantae; Streptophyta; Magnoliopsida; Caryophyllales; Amaranthaceae.
CGACUGCAACAGCACACGCGGUAACAGCAGUGAUAGGAUCAGGUGUGCUAGCAGUGCCAUGGAGUGUUGCUCAGAUGGGUUGAAUUUAUGGGCCACUUUCUCUCUUUGGUUUUGCUGUUAUUACUUACAUUACUGCCCGUUUACUCUGCGACUGUUAUCGGACUCCUGACCCUGUCAAGGGCCAGAGGAACCACUCUUACAUGGAAGUCGUACGAGCUACCUUAGGUGAUCAAACGAGCAUCUCACUACUAUUACAAUCUUAAUUAGAAUGAAAUUAUUGAUGUUUAAAUGUUACAGGAAAAAAAGAGGUGUUUAUCUGUGCUUUUGCUCAGUAUUCCUUGCUUUGGGGAACAAUUGUUGGUUAUACAAUUACAGCAGCAACAAGCAUGUUGUCUGUUAAAAGAACAAACUGCUACCACACAGAAGGACCAGAAGCUGAUUGUCAACCAUCAAGCAACUCUUUCCUGCUAAUUUUUGGGGCAAUACAUAUUGUACUCUCUCAACUUCCUAGCCUCGAGAAGGUGACUUUCCUCUCAAUAAUCGCGGCCACUAUGUCACUAUGUUACUCUUUUGUUGCACUAUAUUUAUGUGUAGCCAAAUUCGUGUCUCAUCCCGAGCUUAGAGGCAACCUAACUGGUGUCGAGAUUGGGACAAAUGGCCUCACUUUGUCCUCUAAACUCUGGCAAUCUUUUCAAGCUCUUGGAAAUAUUGCCUUCUCUUACACCUAUGCUCAGUUGCUCAUUGAGAUUGAGGACACGUUAAAAUCGCCUCCAGCUGAGAAUAAAACGAUGAAGAGGGCAGCUUUGUACAGCAUUGCAUUGACUACCGCCUUUUAUGUUUCCUUGGGUUGUAUGGGAUACCUUGCCUUUGGUAAUGAGGCUCCAGGAAACGUUCUCACUGCCUUCCAUGAACCCUUUUGGCUAGUUGACCUUGCCAAUAUUGGGGUGGUUAUACAUUUAACUGCAGCAUUUCAGGUAUUUGCACAACCAAUAUUUGCUAGCUACGAGCAGGGGCGGACCCACCUUUAGUCAUAGUGGGUCCGGUGACACAGUAUUUUUUUUAAAAAAUAAAAUAUCAAAGAGACCACUUAUUAUAGAUAAGG